This is a messenger RNA of Stegostoma tigrinum, 3050 nucleotides long. It is a transcript of the gene endouc, whose product is annotated as endonuclease, polyU-specific C. Bases 9 to 971 code for a protein of 320 amino acids. NCBI's taxonomy places the organism in Eukaryota, Metazoa, Chordata, Chondrichthyes, Orectolobiformes, Stegostomatidae. Gene Ontology annotation, molecular function: RNA endonuclease activity. The record is from RefSeq and is a predicted model, not a curated record. The transcript has 7 exons.
GUGGACCAAUGGUAGGGCGUAUUGCCGCCCCGGGUGCAGGGUACGAUCCCGGGACUGCGGGGAUAGUUUAUCAGCGGCGGAUCCGGGGUGGUAGCAUGGCAUCAGGAUUGGUAAUGAACCAGGAGCUUUCCAACAUACUAAAUGAGAUUUGGAAAGCAGACGAAAACCGACUGGUGCCUGGAAUAGACUAUCAGAUUUCUGUGCAGGGUAAAGCAGGGUAUGUCCCUGCUGGAAGUAACAAUGCAAAGGACAAUGCCCGCAGGCCACUGUUCUCCUACGUAAAUGAGGAACGCUUACACUCAAUUAAAACCUUUGCUGCCUUCAUUUCCCUCUUGGACAACUAUGAAAUGUCCACUGGAAUUGCUGAGGUGGUAACACCAGAAGAAAGGGCUGAAAACAAUCGCUUUCUGGAUGCAGUUCUUGGAACAAAAGUCAUGCAGUUAACUCAUCAAUACCUUGUCGGUAAAAAUCUCACAUCAGCUGAUCCACAGCAGUUCAAGCAACACCUUUAUGACAUCUGGUUUCAGCUGUAUUCCAGAGGAGGGAGAUAUGGGCGAGAUUCUUCAGGAUUUGAGCAUGUGUUUGUCGGAGAGACUAAACGAGGGAGAGAGAUCAUGGGCCUGCACAACUGGGUCCAAUUCUACCUGCAGGAGAAGCGCAACCAUAUUGAUUACAAAGGCUUUGUGGCCAGGAAGGACAAGAAUAAGCCUGAUGAAGAUGAUCAUGUCUUGAACUUGCAGUUCAGCUGGAAGGAGAUGGUGAAACCAGUGGGCAGCUCGUUUAUCGGAGUGAGCCCAGAGUUUGAGGUUGCUGUCUACACCAUCUGCUUCCUCCUGUCGCAGGCCAAGGUCUCGCGGGAGCUGGUAAUGGUGGACGAAUACCAUUUACAAAUUGUUGUGUAUCGCCACGGGAAGUACAUUGGAAGUUCCUACCCAGUGCUGCUCAGUAACAACAACAUACCCCUGGACUGAACCUCUGAUAGUCUCAGGGAACUUCAGCGUCGUUCUACAGUCUGCACAAAUUUCUGCAGAAUAUACAUCCGUCCAACAAGCAAACUGUAGUUGAUGCUCAGAUCUUUUUUUUUGCCCUGGAUGCAUAUCCUCAAAGUCCUUGCGUUUUGUAUAACACAUCGCUGCACAUUUUGCAGAGACUGCUGUUUUAGAAUCCUCAAUUAUUGCAUUCCCCAGUGAACACAAUGGAGUUGAUGCUGUGCAAAAGGUGACAGUCUGAGUUAAAAUUUGGGUUACUUUGUAAAAUAAAAUUGUUUACCAUUCAGCACAGAAUCCAUUUCAGAAGCUGUCCCCACAAAUCAACACAUUUCACACAAGAUCUCUAUGCAGUAGUGCUAGUUUUUUAAAUUUAAUAUGAUGUUGCAGGAUUUUAGUUUCAGUUUUUGUUCUGAUGAUGCUGCAGUCCUCAAGCUUCCAAACUCUAUAAAACAGUAAAAUCAUUAUAGACUCGGUGGCGUGCCAAUAAAGCAGCAUCACCUGCCUACCUUUUUGUUAAUUAAAUCCUCCUGUGACAAACCACCCCAUCUAAUAUCUCUUAGAAAACCUACCAAUCUCUCCAUAACCAGUGGGCUCAGAAAUGUUUGUGUUAUUUGAAGUGAAAUUGGUGCUUUUUAAUCUUCACUACAUCAUGUGACCUACCAGCUGCACAUUUUCAGAUCAAUCUGAUGUGAAACUCCUGCAUGAUUUUAAACUGGAGAAACACUCUGUUCACUCUCCAUUCCAUAUUUGAAGAUAAACACCCACAGCCAGCAGUCUGUAUUUCUAAUUGCGGAAGAGCAUUUGUUUUCAUAGCUUGACAUUCUUAAUCUGCUUUAUUCAAUUUAAGUCAUUGAUUUAGGGGUUAACUCUACGUUAUAAUCAGUGUAUUUCUCUGCUUCAUAGCCCAUAUUAAUGGAAUUAUCUGAGCUUGUUAGAUUGAACAUUUUAUUAAACAAAAGUUAUUUGAAUUGUAAAAGUGUUUGAAAAUGCAGACUUCGUUGAUAUUUCAGUUUGCUUUUAAUAGCAGCUUGCAUUUCAUUUAUGUUUUUAGCUUCCAAAUAAAAUAUUUUCAACCAGACCUUGAUUAGGCUUUUUCUCAGUCUCUGAGGUGCCAGAAAUAUGGAAGAAACUUUUGUUUCUCAUGGACCUGUUUCCAAGAAUUGAAGUUGGAGAGAGUUUAGAUGAGAGCAGCUCAAAGAUUGCCUUGGUGUUUAAGAAUGGGGAGGGUUUGACUAUAGCAGAUUACAGUCCAUCUGGUCAGAUUUUUUUAGUAACUAAUAACCUCAAAUGCCAACCUUCCAAGGAUUACUGAGGUUUGAAUCAAUUUAUGAAGUUUAACUUUAGAUGGUUUGAUGAAGACAAGAAAACUCAUGCUUAAAGAUAUUUCACAUUUACUUGAAACUGGAUGUUUGGUCUUUCCCAGGCCCAAAAAACUUAUUGGGAUUUUGCAACAUCACAAGCAACUUGAUUCUGCAGAUACCACAGCAGGUUCUGCAACUACAUCAAAAAUUUCAAUGCUUCCCUAAAACAGUUUCAAAAAAGCUUAUGCUUUUUACACUUCUGAAUUUUCCAUUCUCAUCGAAUAUGUUUUGUGGUUUUCGUAACUCAUUGUUCGGUCAUUAUGGAAACUCUACUCCUUUUAAAGUUCAAUCUUUGCUUUUACAAUGGAGUUGAUUUUAUGAGAAUUUGUACUUUUAUCCCAACCAAAUCCUUAACCUGCCUGCUGUGUUCUGCAGCUUACUCUGUUUGAAGUCGAGCAUUAAUCGGAAAUACAUUAAAUCCUGAGCAACAUGAGGGAAUACUGAAAUGAGUUACAUGUUGGUAAACACAGUUUGCUGAUUUGAAAUUUCUAUUCCAUUCUCCCUCCAAAUGUAAACAAUACUGGAAUUAUUUCUAAUCAAGUGCUGCUUGUUAAAACCUUGCCUUAAUUUCUCAAAGUUCAGCAAAACCGUGGAAUACAUAUUUGAUUAAAGUUUAUUCUUUUGCAAGUAGUUAUAGUUCAGUUUGUGCAAUGCAUGUUCACCUUUUUAAUAAGCUUGAAAUAAAGUGCAUUAUGGAAAA